Messenger RNA from Solanum pennellii, 1715 nucleotides. RefSeq lists its product as uncharacterized. The record is from RefSeq and is a predicted model, not a curated record. The transcript is spliced from 8 exons. Gene Ontology annotation, molecular function: ATP binding; protein kinase activity. Bases 319 to 747 code for a protein of 142 amino acids. Gene Ontology annotation, biological process: protein phosphorylation. NCBI's taxonomy places the organism in Eukaryota, Viridiplantae, Streptophyta, Magnoliopsida, Solanales, Solanaceae.
ACAACACACUUUUAUCUUUGUCUGAAGACCGCCACACUUUUCCGUGAGAACUUAAAAUCAAGACAAAGAACAUCGAGAUGAAGAAGAGCAAGUUGAAGCUAUGGACUGAAAAACUGAAGCAAUGAACUGAAGAGCUGAAGUUACCAUGAUUUCUCCGAUACCGGAUUUCGUCAAGCGAUUCUACUUGGUAUCUUUCAACCAAGCACCAAUUAAUGGCAUCUCAUCACGUGUUACUUCUAAACCAACAGAUGAAAUCAUGUAGGUUAAUCUUACAUCACAGACCGACAAUGAAACCAUUGAUGAUUGAGCCUAAGUUUAAUGGAUGAAGUAAGGAAAUUGCUACUUAACAUGGGGAGAUAUAGCAGGAUGAAACAUAUUGCAUAUUUGAGAUUAUUGAAGAGAACGAUAAGCCAAAACCAAAGGGGCAUCUCAGAGAUCAUGGCUUUCCCUCCGAGGUGCUUGACAUGUUCAGAUGCAAGAUGUUACUGGGAAAUGUGGAGUUUGCUUCAUUAUAGAGACAUCUCUUUGGUCGUGGGAUCCUCAUUAGAGGAUAAUGACGAUCGAUGCUCUUCAGCGUCCUUUGUACCAGCCUAUAGCUACGAUGCACCAGAGAUUGAGUCAGGGAUUUACACUUUUGAGGGUGAUGUUUAUAGUUGUGGUGUGGUGAUAAGUGAACUCUUAACAGGCAGAAUGUCCUAUGACUGGAGAGCAAUUCUUGGUCAGAUAGGCGAUACCUCAGCUACAUGAUAUUGAUGCCUUGACAAGAAUGGUUGAUCCUUCUCUCAAAGGAAAGUACCAACUUAAGUCAUUAUCACAUUUUUAUAACAUAAUUUCCCGAUGCAUUUUAAUUUGUGAGUGAACUUAAAUUUCAGGCAACACUAUGAUAUCUUCAUGAUUUUCUUAAAUAAACAGUUAUCUUAUAGUGUUUAUUCUCUAUGAUAUGAAGGUGAAGUUACAAGAUAAUGGUAGCAAAACAUUGAGUGAACUUCAAUUUCAGGUAACACUAUGUUCAUAUGAGAUCACUGAGCUCAUCAUUUUUCUCAACAUUUGGUAUUGACUUGUUUAUUGCACUGGGAUAGAAGAUCUUAUAAUGUUCGUUUUUGCUGUGAAUUUUGAAGUUAAUGGGGUACAUUAUGAAGGUAACUUGUUGGUGGCGGGAACUUUCUAAUGUCUUGGAUUCCCAAAAAACAGUUGGCGCUUACUUUAGAAAGGAUUAAUUUUGCUCCUCAUUAUAUAUACUUUUCUUGCCUUCCUUGCUACUAACAAACUAGAAUUUUUUUGGAAAUGGCAGAACUAUUAGUAGAAUUAUAUAUAUUGAACUAGCCAAUUCAAAUGUAUCAAUCUGGUUUAGCUUGUGGUCCAUUAGAGGCAAGGAUGAAGAUACCCAGUAGCUUAGUGGAUGACCAAAAAGAGACAACAGGGUUCAAGAACGUGAUAUUCCUCUUUAAGUGUCUAAUUGCUUUAAACGGGAAGGUCUAUCAUUUGUAAAGCAAGAAUAAUAUUACUUGGAUCUUAGUUUUUUUGUAUUAGUAUAUGCAACUUUUCCAUGUAAGGGUCUGCAAAGCUAAAAAGUUACUCAUAUCUUCACUUGCUCUAUAUACAAGAGUAAAACUCUCAUUUUAUAACUUAGACAUGUCAAAAUGAGAAUUUUUGUGGGAUAAAGGAAGUAGUUGUCCACAACUCUUGUAUUACAUAUGUUUGGAGAUUUUGCUGUA